CCAUUCCUCCUGCGUGCGGAGUCGGCAAAAAUAGUUUUGUGCCGAAAUAAAUAUAGUGCCUAAAUAACAAAUAGUUGCAAAUAUUUACAUCAAGUGAUGAGAAGCAAUCAACAUUUUUAUUAACCGAAUGCGCUUUUGAUAAGGGCAUCAAACGCAUAACUUUUGGACUGAAAUCGAUUUUUUCUGCGCUGCUUGCAACUUUCACAGCGCCCAAGCAACAAACCCAAGCCAGAAAAUGUCGCGGCAUCCUAGCGACCGGAAAGUGUACGUUGGCGAUUUGGGCAAUAAUGCACGAAAGAACGAUUUAGAGUAUGUAUUCGGUGCCUAUGGCAGUCUGCGCAGUGUUUGGAUUGCACGCAAUCCUCCAGGUUUCGCCUUUGUGGAGUUCGAGAGCGCCAGGGACGCAGCUGAUGCAGUACGUGGAUUGGAUGGUCGAACAUUGUGUGGUCGCAGAGCUCGCGUAGAGUUGUCCACAGGAAAAUACGCUCGCUCCGGUGGUGGCGGUGGUGGUGGUGGAGGAGGAGGAGGCGGCGGUGGUGGUGGAUUUGGAGGAGGACGUGACCGCGGCGGCGGUCGUAGUGACGAUAAAUGCUAUGAAUGUGGCAUGCGUGGACAUUUUGCGCGCCACUGCCGUGAACGUAAGGCAAGGCAACGACGCAGAAGCAACUCGUUAAGCAGAUCACGCAGCACAUCGAGACGUCGCCGCACUCGCUCCAAAUCUGGAACCCGUUCCCGCAGCCGCUCCCCCGGCUCCGUAGGCCGUCGCUCGGGACGUUCUCGUGAGAAUGGACGCGAUGAGAAUGGUUCGGUGUCACGGUAUAGUGAUCAGGAGCGCAAUGGCAGUGGACUGGUUGACUCUCCGCCGCCAGUGAAGCGGCGAUAUGAUGAUGAAGAUGAUGACAGAGACAGGGGCUCCAGAUCGCCAUCUCCUCCGCCGCGUCGCGGCUCGCCAGUGAGACGUCGUGGCGAUUCCUCCGUGUCGCGUUCAAUGUCUAGGGACUAGCGAUGCCAGGCGGCUUCUGAUUUUGGCCAUUAACAACAAUAACAAAUAGGGCUCAACCUGAACCUUCAUUCCUGAAAUCGAAACACACCCCAAAAUUAUAAUUCUAUGUUUGUCAGGCAGUAAAAAUCAUUUAGUUGCCCCUACACAUUCUUAGCUUAGAAUAUAAUCUAUAGAUUAAUAUACAUAAUAUAUAUAUAUAUAUAUAUAUAUAUAUAUAUAUAUAUAUAUAUACCCUCUCCUUUCCUUUUCAUUCUCACAUCCUUUUAUUUCAUUAAAUUUCCUAAUCCAACUGAGCGGAAGAAUUUUGCCGCAUAGAACAAAUUGCGCUUUCAAUUUUUUAUACUCGUAGUUUACAAGAGAUGAACAACAACAACAACAAAAGAAACGGAUCGAAAUAGUCUCUCGAAAAUCGAUAUAGUCAAUCUGUAACAUUACAUUUAUGUUUAUCCAUUAUAUAUAAAUAAAUACAAAAGAGUGUUUUGCUUUUUCAUAUAUAAUUAUAAUAACACCCAUGCAUACAUAAAAUACAAGUAUAUAGACACACAUAUGUAUAUCAGGCUAAGAAUGAAACUGAAAACUAAACAAAAAGUGAAGAAAAAAAAUCAACUAAAAUUGUAUCAUUUAAGGGAUAUUUAAAUUUCACAAAGACAACUGAAAUUUUAUCCUAAUGUCAAUUUUAUAAUACAUGUAACUUAUCACUGAA
Drosophila innubila is the source of this 1706-nucleotide messenger RNA. It is a transcript of the gene x16, whose product is annotated as probable splicing factor, arginine/serine-rich 6. The record is from RefSeq and is a predicted model, not a curated record. The transcript has 2 exons. The coding region runs from base 236 to 1003 and encodes 255 amino acids. Gene Ontology annotation, cellular component: nuclear speck. Lineage: Eukaryota; Metazoa; Arthropoda; Insecta; Diptera; Drosophilidae. Gene Ontology annotation, biological process: mRNA splicing, via spliceosome. Gene Ontology annotation, molecular function: zinc ion binding; RNA binding.